AUGGGUCGUCCACGAAGAUCAUUACAUUUGGUCGGAUCACGCCGCAAACAAAUUCGUGUUUUAAAUCGAGCAGCAGCACAGGGCCAUAGUCACGAUAAAAGAGGCGAAUUUCACGUCGCAAUCCUUUAUUAUACGCCAUGUGAUUAUAUAAAUUAUAAGCCUACUGGUUAUAAGCUGUACUUUCGGGACUUCUCGUCAUGCAGUAACAAUGGAACACCCACAGGAAUUGAACUGAUAGAGUUUCGGGACAACUGCUCAAGAGACACCUGCCUUCACGGGGGCUUUUAUCGUCACGCAAACUCAAAUCUUUGCAUCGUAACUGAUACAGAAAUUUCGCCUGACCCAGCCUUUCUCAGGCUUUUUCAAUUCCGAUUGACAGUUGAUGCCAAAGAACUUGGAUACGAAGACUACACUUUUGUUCGCCGUUUGGCAUCAUUACUCCAACCACAAAACCUUGAGUUUUGUGCUUCAUAUUAUUACGGCGAUAUAACCGAGUUUGAGUUUGUUAGCGGUAGUUUUGUUGGUCUGAAACCCGAUACAGUCGGGACUAUCAUUGAUGACUACUGGACGGUGAUCAGAGAUGCAGAGCAUGGGAAUGAAAAAAGUUUUGAGAACCAGAAGUCAUUAAUCAAAUAUUCGUUUGAGAAUGUUGAAGGUUCUUUUGAAGUGGAACUUCCUGAGCUUAGUGAGGAUACAGCAGUUGAAAUUAUAAAGUAUGCUGUUCAGGUCUUCUCAACAUCUAGAAACCUUCCGCGAAAAGCCCGGAUAUCGUCGUUUUUAGCCAGUCCUGUUAAAGAUGCCCUGCCCGUUAUUGCCCGCAGGUUGAGCUCGCCGCUUAUUAAGAUCAACGUCCAUAGGGAGCGCUUUUCAUUGAGAUUUCAACGCAGAGCGAAUCGCUUCCUCAGGGCUUAA
Molecule: messenger RNA, 912 nt
Organism: Enterobius vermicularis (human pinworm)
Lineage: Eukaryota; Metazoa; Nematoda; Chromadorea; Rhabditida; Oxyuridae
Source: the annotation of a GenBank genome assembly